CUCGUGUGCACACACUCCCGCUCUCACACACACACACGCAUAUAUAUACAUAUACAAAAACGCUUUUCGUUCGGUUGCCUGUUCGCAUUUUUCUCAUUCUUGCAUAUCGCUUGCUGUAGCUCACUCACACGCUCGUACAUGGAGCUAUAUUUCUGUCUGCCAUCCAAUGUGCAUGAACACCAGUAAGAGAUGCCGAGUUAAAAAUGUACGCAUCAAUUGAAGGAAUAAACAACAAGAAGUAAUAACACACAAAAGAAAAUUCCGUACGAUGAACAUUUUCAUUGAGGAUUCUUGUUUUCGAACCAUGAAUGGAUAAGUGAGUUGACAUCAAAAUCGUAUAACACGCGUUACAUAACAACCCACCCCAAAGACAAAGUUUUCAAAUGUACAUUUUCCAAAAUUAAAGGCUUCCACACACACACACAGAGCACUUGAUUUCAACUGGGAAUCAUUUAAUCGCCUAUUUAUCUGACAAAUUAUUCCAUAUUUCGUGAGCAAAAGAGAGAGAGAAGAGAAGAUAUAUUGGUUUAUUCAACGUUUGGACAACCAAACAGGACGUGUUGCGGUGCCACUGAAGCAUGUCGGUGAAAAUGACCCGUUAUAAGCAGGCCGAUUUCGCUGAUGAAGACACGAGCAGCAUUGGCUCGAGGUCGAUACAUUUAAAUGAAACCACAACCAUCCCAUCAAUGCACAUACGCUAUCACACAACACAAGGGAUUACCUUAUGGCGAACACGAACCAAGUUAGAAAAGUAUUUAAUUAUUGCAAUUUGUAUGUUAGCUAUCGCAUUUGUCGUUUUACUGUUAUGUCUUCGAUCGUCAAACAAUGACGAUGCACACACGCAAUUUCAACAAGGAAUUAGGCCUUGUUUGCAAGAGCCAUGUAUUCAUGCAGCUAGUGAGAUACUGAAUUCAAUCGAUCCACAAAUGAGUCCAUGCGAUGAUUUCUACGCAUUUGCCUGUAAUCGUUGGAUAAAAAAUAAUCCAAUUCCCGACGGUAAAUCAAUGUGGGGCACAUUUGGUAAAUUGGAGCAACGCAAUCAGCUUGUGAUAAAAAAUGUUCUCGAACGACCUGAAUCAUUUUUCAAAUCAAAAGCCGAAAAGAAAGCAAAACUUUAUUAUGAAUCAUGUCUGGAUGAAGAUGAAAAAAUUGAAAAAUUAGGCGCAACACCAAUGCUUGAGCUAAUUGAAAAGAUUGGCGGCUGGAAUGUAACAAGCAAUUCAACCAAUAAAUUUAACAUUGGCAAUUGGUCAUUGGAAUCAACACUUAAAAUUCUACAAAAUAGAUAUAAUAUGGGCGGUUUAUUUGGUUGGGCGGUUGGCGAAGAUGAUCGAAAUUCAUCGCGACAUAUUAUUCAAAUUGAUCAAGGCGGUUUAACACUGCCGACCAAAGAAAAUUACCUUAAUAAAACGGCACACGCAAAAAUUUUAUCCGCCUAUCUCGAUUAUAUGGUUAAAGUGGCCGUUUUACUCGGCGCCAAUGAAACAGAAGCCAAACCACAAAUGCAAGCUGUCAUCGAUUUUGAAACAAAAUUGGCCGAAAUUACCGCUUCGCCGGAUGAACGACGAGAUGAAGAGCUGUUAUAUCAUCCCAUGACAUUGAAGGAACUACAAGAGAAAGCACCAUUGAUUGAUUGGCGUGAACAUUUUGAAGAUGCAUUGCGAAUAGUUAAACGUAAAGUUACGGAAAAAGAACGGGUUGUCGUUUAUGCACCAGAAUAUUUGCAAAAAUUAACAAAAAUUGUACAGAAAUACCAAGAAACGGACGAGGGAAAAAUAGUUUUAAACAAUUACCUAAUGUGGCAAACGGUUCGUUCAUUCACUGCAUGUUUAUCCAAAUCAUUUCGUGAUGCGUACAAAGGUUUACGUAAAGCAUUGAUUGGAUCGGAUGGUGGUGAAGAGCCAUGGCGUUACUGUGUGUCUGAUACAAAUAAUGCCAUUGGUUUUGCGAUUGGUGCGAUGUUUGUGCGUGAAGUAUUCAAUGGUAAAGCAAAACCAAAAGCCGAAGAAAUGAUCAAUAGUGUUCGGUUAGCGUUCAAAGAGAAUUUAGAAAAUCUUGAUUGGAUGGAUACGGAAACGAGAAAAUUGGCCAAUGAAAAAGCCGAUGCAAUAUCCGAUAUGAUCGGUUUUCCCGAUUAUAUUUUAAAUCCACAAUUGUUAGAUGAACGAUACAAAUCGCUGGACAUCGAUCCCAAUUUUUAUUUUGCAAAUAAUGUUAAAUUGAAUAUCUUCAAUUUGAAAAAGAAUUUGGAAAAACUCGAUCAACCAGUCAAUAAAACAAAAUGGGGAAUGACACCGCCAACGGUCAAUGCAUACUAUACACCAACUAAAAAUCAAAUCGUUUUUCCGGCCGGAAUUCUUCAAUUACCCUUCUAUGACAUUUUGAAUCCGAAAAGUUUGAAUUUUGGUGGCAUGGGAGUCGUUAUGGGACAUGAGCUGACACAUGCCUUUGAUGAUCAGGGUCGAGAGUAUGAUAAAAACGGCAACUUACAUCAAUGGUGGAAUAAUAAAACUAUCGAACGUUUUAAGGAACGUGCCAAUUGCUUCAUCAAACAGUAUAAUCAGUACAGUAUCAAUGGAAAACAUUUGAACGGAAAACAAACAUUGGGUGAAAAUAUUGCCGACAAUGGUGGUUUGAAGGCUGCAUACAAUGCUUACAUAAAAUCAAAGAAUGUCGAUGAAGUUGAUGUUUAUCCAUUACCUGGUAUCAAUAUGACGCAUCGUCAACUGUUUUUCAUUUCAUUUGCUCAGGUAUGGUGCUCAGCGGUUACCGAUGAAACAACCAAUUUACAAAUUGAAAAAGAUCCACAUUCGCCACCUCGAUUCCGUGUCAUUGGUUCGUUAUCGAAUUUAAAAGAAUUUUCAACUGAUUUCAAUUGUCCAAUCGGUUCGCCGAUGAAUCCGCGUGAUAAAUGUGAAAUGUGGUAAAUACCGGCAUACCUUAGACGGCAUGGAUGGACUUUGUAUCCCUUUGUGUUACCAAUUAUGCUUUUUAUGUCAUUUAUCUGUAUACAUUAGGGUGUUUCCCAUAUCUGUAAAUAGAAAAAUGGUAUUUUUUAAUUGAAAGUAGACAAAAUUCUAUGCUGGUUAGUAGCAUCGAUACAACAAAGCGAUUUAUAUCAACACUUCCCGAAGCGAAAAACGAUUGUUGCCUCUGAAUAUGGAUAUCAAUCACUCCAUUAUAUGAAUAAAAUCUCAUAGUGAAGAAUACUUACAGAAAAAAACACCUAGAAGUACUUCCUCGAAAUGCUGAGACACAACAGUCAGUCUCAGUUAAUGUAACAAAUUACAAUAUUAAUUUUUGAUUAAUUUUCGAGUACGAAUGGUGAUUGGUGAUGCUUAAGGCUGCUGAUUCGGUUGAACUGCUGGCUGUCGCGGUGAUCGUCUGUCUAAUCCUGCCGGAAUAUCCCAUCCAAACAGCUCACAAUGUCCUAUUCAAAAGUAAACACACACACGGAAAUAAUGUAUAGAUUAUUGGCAGAAAUGAUUUUUUUUCUUAAAUCUAUACAAAUGUCAUUAAAUAUUGCAUACAUAUUUAUCAUCGAGCGCUAAAAUAGAUCAUUCAAAUAGUGUGCAUUUCAUUUAAUAUGUAGAAUAUAUGCAAAUGCAAAUUUCUAAUACACAUCCCGAGUGAAAAAUGGCAUUGAAUUUUUCAAUGCGUAGUGUCAAAUUGCAUUUAAGCAAUAAAUCGAGACCGCAUGGUCCGUGCGCACGUUGAGUGCAUACACCACAUCGCUAUAGCCAUGCGGUGUCGAUUUAUUGCUUAAAUGCCGUUUGACACUACGCAUUGAAAAAUUCAAUGCCAUUUUUCAUUCGGGAUACCUUUGAUGAGAAUGCAUUUGGCGGCGACGAUAUCACGAUCCCAAGAUGUCUUGUGUACAGCCAUUAGUAGUUGCUCGUCUUCGAUUUCCAAUUCAUUUUCAUCAUCGACUGCAUAUGGCUGUUGAACAGUUGCAUACGGUGCAUCAGCAUUGACUUGAGCAUAUUCCAAUUUACCACUCACUGUGUUUACUUGCCAAUUUUUUGGAUACACGGCCACCUUAGACAGUAAACGUUCAGCAGCAAUAUCGAAUUCUUGCUCAGUCAUGAGUCCUUCUGCCCAAAAUCGCAUCAAAUAAAGUUCAACCUCAUCUUUGUUGUACCUCAAUUGCCGUUUGCUGCGCUGUGCUACGAUUUUUGAUGGUAAAUAUUCGGCGAAAAUUGAAUCGGGCUCCGCUCCACAAUUUUCACACACUUUGAAUCGAUGGCUCCUUGUGGCUGGAUUAAAUCGUCGCCCACACUUUGCACAAUGCUGCGAUGUACCCCACUCAUCUGUUUUGCGCACACGACAAUUGCGACGUUUUCGAAAGCCUUUGAGUAGUUUGCGCGUACCUGGAGCUCUCACAUGCUUUUUGAUUCGAAUGCACGAGUUUGGUGAUAUUUCUGCAUUUCCCAUGUGAAUAAUUGCGGCUUUAUGAUUGACCAAAUUCCCAGUGAGUUUAUCAACGGUUCGAUUCGAUUCGACGUACUUGUCAAACUGCAACAGCGUGUAUUUCGGUGUUGUAUACACGGCCAUUCCUUUCUUGAGCAUUUUGAUACGAUGAUGAACGUAAUCAAUCCAGAGUAUGCCCAGUGGUGAUGGCAUUCGCUGAUACAAUUGUCGAUUAUUUCGAUCGUCCUGCUCCUCUUGGGUGAACUGCUUCGUCCAUCGUUUUGCCUUUACAUCGCGCGUCUUCUGCUUUGCCAGCCAAUGGUACUUCUUACUGGACGUUUUCAAGUUGACCUGAAAUGGAAAAGUGAAGAAAAAAAUUAUUCACGUAACUGUAUCACUUUCUAUUUCUCAAUAAUGCCAAAAAUUUAAACACUUACUUCUUUCUUUGUUUCGAUAUUUCGACGAACUGUGGCAUUCCAUGUUUUCAUGCCUGGAUCGAUUCCCAGUUCGUAAGCAAAUUUUCCGCCGAUGAAUUGCUUUCGAAGAAUAUCAUCAUUCUGCAUCUGUUGCUCGUAUUGCUUUGACAUGCGAUACAUAAUCGACACAGAUUCACCGUUGCUGACGAUGGUAUAAUGGAAUUCUUUGUUUUUCUUCAGUUUUCGAUUGAUGGUCGUAAAAUCGAAUACUUGAUUCCAAUAGAAUUCUUUGUUCUGGCGAAGGUAACUUUCGGUUGCUUGUCUACCAUCAACUUGUGGAAGUAGUUUCGAUUCGGCCAGCAUUCGAUAGAAGACAUCAUUGCACAUGAACACUGCCUUUCGUUGAUAAUCAGGCAAUGGAACAACCGAGAGAUUUUUGAUAUUUGGUAUCUUCACAUUGUUAUCUUGCGCCCAAUUGUGCCACUCAUCGAUUUCUGUCUGCAUAACGAGCCACAUUGCAGUUGCUUUGAACCAAUAAUCGCCUUUUGAAAAAUCCUUGAUGUUGUGAUCAUUGGUUGGGCCACCAACUUCUCGAACAAUUGCAGUAACCAUGCCAGUAAGUAAUGUUCGCUUGUGUCGUUUGAAAUCUGCAUUUUGAUGAGUGUCACGGAUCGCAUUGUAGCCUCGAAUCAUCAAAUCGACUGCAUUGUCAAUGUCCUUCUUGUCGAAUUUCCAACCGGUAGACACUGCGUUGAAUUGCCACGCUCGCAUUCGCAGAUAGUUUUUCAAUUUCUUCUUGCAGUGUGUCUUUUGACCGGUUUUCAAGCAUCGCGUGUGAUUUUGGCACAGCGUUUUAAAAUGAUUACCAAAAUAAUCGUUCUUGGGCCAGGCGAAAUUAUUUUCUGGACUGAGCUCUUCGACAAACUGACGGAAAUGUGGCUCCAUAUUCUCACCUUCUUUGUUUUUUUGCAAGACGGCAUAGAAACAUUGCUCAAUCACUUCUUCGCCACGAUUCUUUUCAACGAGCUGUCCUUUCUUCUUUCCUUUUUUGGCCGGAUACGUUCGGUUUUUAAAAAACUCCCACUGUCGAUUCAUUUGUGCCGAUUUCACUUUAUCCAAGAAAAGUAAUGAUGCCAAAACGGUGAUUUUCGUUGACAUUAUGCUUUUCUGUUCGAUCCACGGUUUGACAAUGUGAUUGAACUCUGGUCGCAAAAUUGUGUUGAGGCGCAUUUUAAUCGCGAACAAUCCAUUAUCGUUUACAUCAUCAUCAGCAUCCUUUUCUUUUUGCGCAUUCGUUUGAAAUUUGUAUCGCUUUUUUCUUGGCGCUGUAGCAGCCGUAGUUUCACCAGUCGUUGACAUGUUGAACUAAAACGAAAUAAAAAAAAACACACGCGCAACUUAGAACACAAAUAAAAUGACAAAUAUAUUUUCUGCACUGUGUAAUUUUUGUAAAUGAAUUGAAUCAAUAGGAAGCACUGAAUAUAUGGGGACAAAACUGACACUUGAUGUUACCUGAUUGAAUGUUAAGCGUGAAGUGAUUCAAAAUCGACAAAUUGAGUGAUAUUAACUCUUUUGAAUGCAACAUAUAAAUGCAAACCACACCAACACGGUCCCAAGUUGAAUCGAAAUAUUUGCAGUUUCAGCUUGUGAAUGUUUUGUUAUUAUCAAAACUAAACAAAAUCAAACACAAAAUUCACCGCAAAUAUCUCGUUUGAAAACAAUCGGUUGACAAUGAUUCCAAUAGAAAACCGCCAACAGCGAAAAAUAAACUUCUUUGAAAGCAAGAAACAAAUAUAACAUACACUGACACAAUCCAAAAAUAUGUUUUAGCACUUUUAUCAAUCGAAUCCAAUGAAAUUAUGACGAUGCAAAUUCAAAUAAAAAAAAACAUUGAUUCUGACAAGUUUCAACACGAUCGUUUCAUUUGAACCAACACACUUCUCCACAUUCCGAUGGUUAUGUGUCGAAAGCAUUCUUAAACUGCACACAUUUUUUGUUUAUAAAGCGUUUGAAUAAGAAUGUAUGGUACGGAACCAAUAAACGGAAUCACAGUUUGUAUGUAAACACUUAAGAGCAAAAGAAACGGAAUGAUUAUUAUUAUUAGCCUAUCGCGAUGGAUAUAAAUGUGUAUGUGUUGUAUGGACUGCUUGGUUCAAAUCAUAAAAUGAUUUUACAGGCCAAAAAAACAGCUGACACAGCGAACAACACGAUUCUGAAAAUGCGUUGAAUAUAAAUACUUUCUUUUGUUUAUUUAUCGAAUUCUAAAGAAUCGCAACAAUAUUCUAUCAAAGCGAACAGUGUCGAUAUACGUGCAAACAGCAAAGAGAAUUGUACUUCAAAUUCUAAUCAACUAUAUUUUCAGAUAUGUUUUCGUUUCGGGAAGUGCUAAAAUCAAUCGCUUCGUUAUAUGAAUGCCAUUUACUAUCAUAGAAUUUCGCCUUCUUUGAAUUAAGAAAUACCAUUUUUUUAUUUGCUGAUACGGGAAACACUCUAGUAUACAUAUAGUCUUAUUUAGUAUGCAUGUUUAUGUACCAGAUUUUAUAGCUGCCAUAUUUUAUGACGAUGAACAAAGUCAAAUUCCAAAUAUGCGUUAAAUAUAAUUUUAUUAUAUUCAUUUUAAAUAUUAAAAACACAAAUUUAUCUCUUUUCCGAUGAAGACAGCGUGGGGCUUGCAGAAUGUUGUCAUGAUCUAAUAUAUAGUGUGCAUGAUUUCAAAAUAUGAAUGAUUGAUAAUGUCAAAACAAAUCGAUUUUUGAUACAGAUUUCUGGUGAAUGUAAAAUAUUAGGUCAGCACAAUGUGAAUAAUUUUCGGUUCAUGAUUUGAUUUUUGGGGGUGGAAAAAUGAACUUCAAGUUUUUGAAAUCAAGAAGAACAUUUCAGUUAAUUUCAGACAUUUUGAACAAACAACCUUUAUCAAAUGGCCUUUAAGUACAAAAAUGGUGCCGCUCAUAUUUCUGCCGCCAAAAACAGUUCUAGCGAAAAUUGUCGAUUAUAUUUUCUGAGCUAUCCUUUUGUCUGUGUGGACAGGUAAUAACUUAUAAAGUUAUUUAAUUGGCUGAUACAUAUUUAAAUGUGAUUGUAAUGCACACACACACACACACAUACAUACAAAAUUAAUUUAAUUGUCCACUAUAAGUGAAAAUGUAUUUUAUACAUAGUGACAAAUUAUAUUUUAUACCAAAAAAAGAGAAUGAAAAUAAGCAGACAGAAUUAUCCAUUUAAAGUUGACAUGACAUAUUCGUUUCCCAGUGCAAUUUAAGUAACAAAAAACCAAAACCACACUUAAAAUAUAAGAAUCACACACAAAUCACUUGAACUCAAACACCAAACAUAAACCGUGCAGAAAACCGAAUUUUAAUGGAAUAAAUAGCACAAAGUACAUUAUAUCAACAGUCGAUCAAUAUGGACCGUGAAUUAAAUUACGCUUGUAUAUUAAUAAAGAAAAGAAAUGUUAUCAUUUCUAUAUUUGGAGACUAUAGCACAAAAAAAACCAUCAACAAAACAAUAAAACUACAGAAUCAUUCAGAAAGAAA
Molecule: messenger RNA, 8359 nt
Organism: Contarinia nasturtii (swede midge)
Lineage: Eukaryota; Metazoa; Arthropoda; Insecta; Diptera; Cecidomyiidae
Gene: Nep3
Product: endothelin-converting enzyme homolog
Exons: 11
Coding region: 579-2927 (782 amino acids)
Biological process (GO): protein processing
Cellular component (GO): plasma membrane
Molecular function (GO): metalloendopeptidase activity
Source: RefSeq, a predicted model, not a curated record